Cebus imitator (Panamanian white-faced capuchin) is the source of this 743-nucleotide messenger RNA. It is a transcript of the gene SPRR4, whose product is annotated as small proline rich protein 4. The coding region runs from base 62 to 298 and encodes 78 amino acids. Lineage: Eukaryota; Metazoa; Chordata; Mammalia; Primates; Cebidae. The record is from RefSeq and is a predicted model, not a curated record. The transcript has 2 exons.
CGGCUCAGCCUCCUCUUCCAGGGUCCAGCUCACUGCUUCUGACUCACCUGUUCCUGGAGCAAUGUCUUCCCAGCAGCAGCAGCAGCAGCACCAGUGCCCACCCCAGAAGGCCCAACAGCAGCAAGUGAAGCAGCCUUGUCAGCCACCCCCUGUCAAAUGUCAAGAGACGUGUGCACCCAAAACCAAGGAUCCAUGUGCUCCCCAGGCCAAGAAGCACUGCCCACCCAAGGCCACCGUCAUUCCAGCCCAGCAGAAGUGUCACUUAGCCCAGCAAGCCCCCAAGAGUAAACAGAAGUAAGGAUGGAUGAGAUAUUACCAUCCAUCCACCAUCCAGGCUACCAGAUGGAACCUUCUCUUCUUCCUUCUUCUCUUCCCCUCCAGCUCCUGGGUCUACCCUCCUCUCUCAUCUCCUUCUGCCCAAGAUCUAAGGAAUCAUUGUAAGGAUUUCUUCCCAUCGCACCCCUCCCCACAUAUACCACCUUGGCUUCUUCUGUAUCCCACCCUGAUGCUCUCCCAUGUGGGCAUGAGAGAGACCUCAUCCUCUCUAGGCUCCCGCUUGGCCACAGCUAAGGCCCACCCAUUCCCCAAAGCAAGGAAAGUGUCUGGGCUUCUUCUGGAGUUCCACCCUGACAAGUAGGGUCACAGAGGCUGGUGCACAGUUUCAACCUCAUUCCUCUCCAUGACGCCCCCCACUCUGGGCUUCUUUCCUGUUUUCCCCAAUAAAUUGUGCUUCGCAUAAUAAA